Pungitius pungitius (ninespine stickleback) is the source of this 2661-nucleotide messenger RNA. It is a transcript of the gene a1cf, whose product is annotated as apobec1 complementation factor. Bases 196 to 2022 code for a protein of 608 amino acids. Gene Ontology annotation, cellular component: nucleus. Gene Ontology annotation, molecular function: mRNA binding. The record is from RefSeq and is a predicted model, not a curated record. The transcript has 13 exons. NCBI's taxonomy places the organism in Eukaryota, Metazoa, Chordata, Actinopteri, Perciformes, Gasterosteidae.
ACACACACACACACACACACACACACACACACACACAGUGUGGUCCCUAAUGACACGUGAACACACACACAGACAGACACACACACACAAGGCCCUCAGAAUGACACAGCUCUGAUCGGAGGGAGGUGAUCUCUGAAAUUGCUCAGUGAGCGCCCCUAAUUUCCCUGAUUUACGUAUUGUUGUCAAUCACACCCAAUGGAAUCCAAUCAGAAAGCAGGCGGGGACGGACUGGCGGGGAUGCAGAAGGAGGCCGCUUUGCGGGCGCUAAUGCAACGCACCGGAUACCAACUGCAGCAGGAGAAUGGCCAGCGUCGGUACGGCGGCCCGCCGCCCGGCUGGGACGGCCCUCCACCUGAGAGAGGCAGCGAGAUCUUUGUGGGCAAACUACCCAGAGAUCUGUUUGAAGACGAACUGGUUCCGCUGUGUGAGAAGUACGGAACGAUCUACGAGGUGAGGAUGAUGAUGGACUUUAGCGGGAACAACAGAGGUUAUGCAUUCGUCACCUUUGGCACCAAACAGGAGGCCAAAGCUGCCAUGAAGCAGCUCAACAACUACGAGAUAAGAAACGGACGCCUCCUCGGAGUUUGCGCCAGCGUUGACAACUGCCGCCUCUUCGUGGGCGGGAUUCCCAAAACCAAGAAGCGCGAGGAGAUCCUGUCUGAGAUGAGAAAGGUCACAGACGGGGUGGUGGACGUCAUUGUGUACCCGAGCGCCGCUGACAAAUCCAAGAACCGAGGCUUCGCCUUCGUUGAGUACGAGAGCCACCGGGCCGCCGCCAUGGCCCGCCGAAAACUGCUGCCAGGUCGCAUUCAGCUGUGGGGUCACGCCAUCGCUGUGGACUGGGCGGAGCCUGAGGUGGAGGUGGACGAGGACACCAUGGCAACAGUCAAGAUCCUAUACGUCAGGAACCUCAUGCUGCAGACUACCGAGGAGACCAUCGAGAAGGAGUUCAACGGCAUCAGACCAGGUUCGGUGGAGCGAGUGAAGAAGAUCAGAGACUACGCCUUCGUCCACUUCGCUCAGAGAGAGGACGCCGUCAACGCUAUGGGUGCCCUCAAUGGAAAGCUGGUGGACGGCUCUCCCAUCGAGGUGACGUUGGCCAAGCCGGUGGACAAGGACAGCUACGUCCGCUACACCCGAGGGACAGGUGGACGCGGGGCAUCGCUGCUGCAGCCAGACUACGCCGCCUACACUCUGGGACAGGUCUACGACCCCUCAGCGGCGUACCUAGGUCCGCCCGUGUUCUACGCCCCCCAAGCCUACGCCGCCGUACCAGGUCAGUUCCGCUUCCCGGCGGCCAAAGCUCAUGUUGGAGGUCGAGGUCUGAUAAGGACGCCGUCCGUCAGAGAAAUUUACAUGACUGUACCUGUAGGGGCUGCGGGGGUGCGGGGGCUGGGCGGGCGGGGAUACCUGGCCUAUGCUGCCGGCAUCGGAGCCGGCGGCAGCGCCUCCUACAGCCUGAAGGCUGACAAGCAGGCGGAGGAGAAGCUUUACGACCUGCUGCCAGGCAUGGAGCUCACCCCCAUGAACCCCGGCGCCAUGAACCUGAAGGCCGUCGCCAAACCUGCAACACAGGUUCUGGAGGAGUUGUGUCAGAAGAAUAACUGGGGUCAGCCAGUCUAUCAGCUCCACUCCGCCAUCGGUCCGGACCAGAGACAACUCUUCCUCUACAAGAUCACCAUCCCCGCUCUGGCUACCCAGUACCCCAAUGUACAUCCCUUCACGCCUGCUAAGCUGUGUGCGGCCGUAGAGGAAGCCAAGGUGCAUGCGGCCGAGCACACUCUGCAGACGCUUGGCCUACAGACGGAGGGCGCCGCCGACGCUAGCUGUGCUACGGCCGCCACCGUGGCCUCGGUAACCUUCCCAGGUUACGCUCUGGCGAGCCCGGCAGCGUCGGCGGUGGUGUCCCAGCUGAAGCAGGCGGUGUCUCUGGGUCAGGACCUGACGGCGUACACCACCUACGAGGGAUACCCGGCCUUCGCCGUGGCCACUCGCCACACCGACGGAUACGGGGUUUUCUAAAAAGGGAAAAGGAACAUCUCACAGCUCCGGAGGCGUUGCUCAUGCUGAAGGUUCUCCAGGUGGACGGAUCCACGUGGACACCGCUUCACAUUCGCCAGUCUCCCACAAACACAUUUCUCACCCAUUAAUCUAUUUUCUUUCUUCAUAUUGUAUGCGUUUCAGAAUAAACGUAGAUGAUUGUCCUGGGAUUGAGGAGCAAGGCGGCAUGUAAUUGGCUGUCAGUUGGUUCACAUCUUAUUUUUUUAUGUUUUUUUUUUUGUUUCUUUGCAUGUUUUUAGAAAGAAAUACGUGAAAUAGAUUUAGUUCUUCUAUGAUUUGUUGUAGUUUCUCUAAGAUACCUGGGAGAUGUAAGUAUUUUCAAUGUCUUUCCACUGGACCAUUUCAGCUUUUUCCUGUCUAAGUUAUUUAGAGAUACAACUGAAAUCUGUUGGAUUGGACAUUUGAAACCUUGUUUUAGUCACUGAGGCCCUCUGGACUUUGUAGUCCUACAAGCUGUGAAUAUGUAGUGUUUAACUUGUGGUGUCAUGAGCUUCUUCUCCCUCAUCUUUAACAUUUUAGUUUUGUGUGGGAGAAGCUCAACGUUUACUGAAAGACAAAAGCUUCUUCGGGACUUACGAAUAUUACUAAUGAAUCCUAAUU